ACGGGGCCACCUGAACUCGCCUUGGUCGGUCCCUCUGGGCUCAGGGAGUGGCGAGGAUGCUUUUCGGAAGGUGCCUCGGGUGCAGUUCAGGUUGUUUUGGCGGGUGCAUGUAAGGGAAUCAAGGAAACGGUUAGGUAAUUUGAGGACAAGCCCCUUCCCACUGUUGCCGAUGAACUGUAAAAAAGGAAGAAUCAGGUUUGUGGUUUGAAGAAUGAAAAGUUAUCGGGAUCGCUACACCAUCUCCUCUUCCCUUUGUGAAUGCGGUGACCACCACUACCUGUCCCUAGAACAGCUCUUGUUAUUCGCUUCUGUUCCCAGUUAUCCCAGAAUUCAAUUCUGAGUUCAUCUCAUAAAACUCCAGGGACCAGCAUCCACUAUACCUCUGCACCAAGGCUGAACUACACCAUUUAGAAGAAUGGAAGCUAAUGCAUCUGUUGACAUGUUUUCAAAAGUUCUGGAAAAUCAGUUGCUUCAGACUACCAAACUAGUAGAAGAACAUUUGGAUUCUGAAAUUCAGAAACUGGACCAGAUGGAUGAGGACGAAUUGGAACGCCUCAAAGAAAAGAGACUUGAGGCACUAAGGAGAGCGCAACAGCAGAAACAAGAAUGGCUUUCAAAAGGACAUGGGGAAUACAGAGAAAUCCCUAGUGAGAGAGACUUUUUUCAAGAAGUCAAGGAGAGUAAAAAAGUGGUUUGCCAUUUCUACAGAGACUCCACAUUCAGGUGUAAAAUAUUAGACCGACAUUUGGUGAUAUUGUCUAAGAAACAUCUUGAGACCAAAUUUCUGAAGCUGAAUGUGGAAAAAGCACCUUUCCUUUGUGAGAGACUGCGUAUCAAAGUCAUUCCCACACUAGCACUGGUAAAAGAUGGAAAAACACAAGAUUAUGUGGUUGGAUUUACUGACCUAGGAAAUACAGAUGACUUCACCACAGAAACUUUAGAAUGGAGGCUGGGUUGUUCCGAUAUUCUCAGUUACAGUGGAAAUUUAAUGGAGCCACCAUUUCAGAGCCAAAAGAAAUUUGGAACAAACUUCACAAAGCUGGAAAAGAAAACUAUCCGAGGGAAGAAAUAUGAUUCAGACUCUGAUGAUGAUUAGAAAUUAGUUACAAUUCUUUGUAAAUUGUCUUUUUAUUUCUGCUUACUUCAGAAUUAGAUGUGUUUUCUAAAUCCUGUUGGUUUUUAUACAUUGGUCAUCUAAUGGUCAUGUUCUAGAGUUUUGUACAGUUUCAUCACAUUGAAAGACAUCUUCAAUAUUUUCUGUGUGGCACUCAUGUUUAAGUUGAGGAAAACUUCUGAGUUCUUAAAUUAUCCAGCAAGGGUCUGGAUUCUCUAUUUUUGAGAUUGAUUUUAUCACAGUAUGAUUCCUACGUCUUUAUACCAUUCACAGUUGUGUUUUUAAUCUACUGGAUUGAAAAUAGGAAUUCAGCAAACUAUUCCAGGACUAAUUCUUACACAGCAUUAUUUACUUUUUACAGCAGGUCAAACAACAUUUACUGGUGUAACAGACUCACUUGUAAAUGAAUUAUAAACAGUCUUUACUUCUGGAAUAUAUUUAACUAUUAAAGAACUGCCUAUUCUGUAGGCUGUGUGUUGAUGAUGAAUCAACUGAUGGCAGCAGAAAGCUUUUUCAGGUUUUGAGCAACUGCCUUAUUUAAAGGAUUCUGAUUGCUUGUAUUUUAAGACAUGCAUUAAAAAAUAAUGACGGGGCACCUGGGUGGUUCCAUCA
This is a messenger RNA of Zalophus californianus (California sea lion), 1726 nucleotides long. RefSeq names its product thioredoxin domain containing 9 (gene TXNDC9). Lineage: Eukaryota; Metazoa; Chordata; Mammalia; Carnivora; Otariidae. The transcript has 5 exons. Bases 416 to 1096 code for a protein of 226 amino acids. Gene Ontology annotation, biological process: microtubule cytoskeleton organization. Gene Ontology annotation, cellular component: cytoplasm. The record is from RefSeq and is a predicted model, not a curated record.